Messenger RNA from Sphaeramia orbicularis (orbiculate cardinalfish), 1726 nucleotides. RefSeq names its product methyltransferase 21A, HSPA lysine (gene mettl21a). Gene Ontology annotation, cellular component: cytosol; protein-containing complex. The transcript is spliced from 3 exons. The coding region runs from base 284 to 940 and encodes 218 amino acids. Lineage: Eukaryota; Metazoa; Chordata; Actinopteri; Kurtiformes; Apogonidae. The record is from RefSeq and is a predicted model, not a curated record.
GCACUAUGCUAAAAACAUAUAGCAUAACGGGUAGGUCUUUUACAAUACAAAUCGAAAACAGUCGACAAAGAAGACGGCUUAAUAUUCUUGGGGCAAACAGUUAUAGUGGAAUUAAUUGAACAGGUAAAGAAAGGACACCGAAAGACUUUAUUUCAGAUGGCGGCGGCAAAACGAGAGUAAGAACAUACUAGUUAAUAAAAACCACGAAGAAGAAGAAACUUACUGCGCAUGACUGUACUCUCAGUCUUGAUUAGUGCUGUUGACAUUCUCCUUAAUUUUCAGUAUGGCUCUCGUUCCGUAUGUAGAAAACGCGUUACCCGGUCUUUCUAAGCUCCAUAAUUCGUCAGCUCAGUUUAAUUUCGCAAACCACGAGCUCCGUCUCGCCCAGGACUGGAAAAAGCUCGGGGUGGCAGCUGUUGUAUGGGAUGCGGCAGUUGUCAUGUGUAUGUACCUGGAACUGGGACAGGUGGAGUUAAAGGGGAAGGUAGCUAUUGAACUGGGAGCUGGGACAGGACUGGUGGGCAUUGUAGCAGCUUUGCUUGGCGCCAAAGUGACCAUCACAGACAGAGAACCUGCAUUGAACUUCCUCAGUGCCAACGUGAAGGCCAACCUGCCUCCAGACUCCCAGGGAUCAGCGGUGGUAUCAGAGCUGACCUGGGGUGAGGGUCUUGAACGCUACCCGCCUGGAGGAUUUGAUGUGGUUUUGGGAGCAGACAUUGUUUACCUGGAGGACACAUUUGUUCCUUUGCUACGAACGAUGGAGCACCUGUGUUCAGAUCGGACCAUGAUGUUACUGGCCUGUAAGAUCCGCUAUGAACGAGAUACCACAUUUCUGGACAUGUUGAAGCAGAAGUUCAGGGUGGAAGAGGUUUACUAUGAAAAACAGAGGGACAUUCAUGUGUAUAAAGCUUGGAAACUGGCAUACAGGAAGGAUUUGUAAGAAGUACGUUUACGAACAAUACACUUUUUUACUACUUUUGUGCAUCAAUCAAAUAAAGACAAAUAUAUAUACUUUUUUUUUUUUUUUUUUACCAGAAACACAUUUAUUAACAGCUGCCAAAAAUGUAAUAUUUGAAGAGCUCUAACAUAAUGUACUGAAGUCAUAGUCAUACAAGUUGGUGCUGACGUUUAGAAAUUGUGAAUACAAAAAUCAAUGAAAAGCAACAUAAAAAAGCAUACUAUGUCAAGACUAUACAUAAUACCUAAAUAAUACAAUAUGGCAUUCCGUUAGCAUGAACUUAAACACUUUGUUCACUGUGAAGUCUGAUUUGGUCGCACUCUACAAUCCUUUUUCAGGUUUAUUUGAUAGGUGCAAACAAGUUGUACUUGGUGCGAUUUGGUGCUUGGUUAAACUGAGAACACCCAGGCAAAUGAAUUUAUACCAUGUUCACUUAAAGCAACAAAACACUUGUGGAUGCUUUCUGAUUACAUACCGUUUAAAAGGUUAUUUUGAAGUAAAAGUCACCUUGCAGACUCGCUGCUGCAGGAUACUUUUCUCUUAUAUGAUGUGAAAUGGAUUAGGAUUGUAUAUGCAAGAAAAAGUGCGCAUGCCACUUUGCAUUUAGGUAAACACGACUUGAGGACAGCUCCUGAUGAAAGAGUGAUUCGGAUUUCCUAACAUCUGCCUGCAGGAGUGUCCCUUCAGUUAGACUGAACAAUUAAAAAAAAAAAAAAAUGGACAGGCAUUUCCAAACUUUGUCUAGCAAUAUGCAAUUAUUCUUUAAUU